This is a messenger RNA of Fopius arisanus, 1509 nucleotides long. RefSeq lists its product as uncharacterized. Bases 94 to 1320 code for a protein of 408 amino acids. The record is from RefSeq and is a predicted model, not a curated record. Lineage: Eukaryota; Metazoa; Arthropoda; Insecta; Hymenoptera; Braconidae. The transcript has 2 exons.
UAUCCAUUGUGCAUCAGUAUAAAAUGCACCGAAAAUUCAUGAACAAUUCAUUGUCAUCGAUUCUCUCGUUCUCAAAAAUUUAAAAACGAAGAAAUGACUCGCCUCGGAGCAGUCUUGCUUCUAGGCCUUGCAAUAUUUUGUGCAAUCGGCUCAAUUGAUAACACCAGUGCGCAUGGUGAACCUGGGAUAGACGUCAAUGCAUUGAUCAAUGUUUUGAGUGGAAUUUCGGGUUCUGGAGGGAGCGUUGGAGGUGAUGGUGGCAGUGGAGGCGGAAGAGUCGUUGCUUCUGGAAGUCCUAGCCUGGUAAACAUCGACCUGAUGGUUAGUCUUCUCAAUCAGUUACUGAGGAGUGGUCAAUCCGGUACAGUCAGUACUGGUACCUUGACGGAUAUUUGUAAUCGCGCGUGUAUCAAAACUCCAUCAUCCUCCAGUGGAAAUACCGAUAGUCUGAUUGCCAUCAGGAUUCUCAUUCAGCUUUUGAACACAAUAUUGCGAGGUGGUACUGGUGGAACUGGUGGUACUGGUGGUACUGGUGGUACCGGUGGUACUGGUAGUCCUGGUGGUACCGGUGGUACUGGUGGUACCGGUGGUCCUGGUGGUACUGGUGGUACCGGUGGUACAGGUGGUACCGGCGGUCCUGGAAGUCUCAUAACUGUCAACGCUAUCAUACAAUUACUAAACGCCAUAGCCGGACGUGGUUCUGGAUCUGAAUCUGGACCCAGUCGAGGAGGAGGCACCAAACCCCUCAUCGGCGUUGACGUUCUCCUGGAGGCUCUAAUUUCUUACAUAACUUCCACGAGAGGUGGCGGGAGAAAAUAUUGUCACGUUGGUGAACUCAAUGAAUUCUUGGAAUCAAGAAGUAGACGUGCAACUGAUUCCGGAAGUGGAAGUGUUCUCGAUGUCAACGCCAUUUUGUCUGCAUUGGAUCGAGUCACUUAUCCCCCUACACGUACUAAUGCCAGGAACAAUAAUUUAAUUCAACUGAAUGUUCUUGUGGAUGCGUUGAAUCAACUUCUUGGAGGCUCAGGUGGUUGUGUACGCAGGGAUUAUCGCUCCAGCAAAGGUUGUGGACGUGAUACUCGGGGUGGAAGUGAUGCCCUAGUAUCGGUUGAUGUCAAUGCAUCCCUUUUGAAUAAUUGCGCAAAGGAUGGAGGCGGUCUGCUGGGACUUGUCGGGAAUCUUCUUGGUGGUCUAUUGGGAGGUCUUCUAGGUAGAGAUGGUCUUGUUGGUGGUCUCCUCGGUGGUCUUCUAGGUGGAGGAGGUGGUGGAAGGGCUGGAGGUGGUGGAGUUUUAGGCGGACUUCUUGGAGGUCUGGGUUAACACUUCCUUCUCUCAUUUCUCACAAUCCAUACAAAUCGACUUAUCAAAAAAUACAGUACAGAAGAGUAAAUGUAGUUAAUAAAAAAUAUUGGGCAUAUAUCAUGUUUUGAUGACAAGAUUAUUAUUCUUCGGAUGAGUAAGGAGGAUUCAUUGCGAAUUGAAACAUGUAAAAUAAAUGAAUAACAAUUA